GGCGCGAGCGAAGUAUUUUGGAAGCGAUGCAGCAAGAACGAUCGAGCGAUGUCCGCGAAGAUCAGUGGGGCUAUCCGGUGCGCACUAGCUCCGACCAGUGUAUCAGCAAUCUCAACAGCUACUACCAGCAGGUGCUGAGCUAUGGAUGGAAUUGCAAGGUGAUCCUCCAGGCUGCUGACGACGACGAGGAUUGCGCCUUGGCAAAUGCUCUGGCUGCGGGGCUUGCCGAUCCCUCUGAUGCUCUGCGAUAUUCCGAGCGCUCCAAAAGAAAUGCUGACAGAGCCACACAGUAUGAGCGUUCAGUGAUGGAAGCUCUAGACGCAAUCGCUGAAGGUUCUUAUGACAAGGCCCUUUCCUCCCAAUCAAAGGUGCUAGAAAAUUUCCCCAAGGAUUUAGCAUCACUCAAACGUGCACAAGGUAUGGCUUUCUCGAGGGGAAAGUCUCACUUGAUGCUCAAAUUUGCCUCUCAGGUCUUGCACGUAAACAGGGAUCGGGCGUACAUGUAUGGAAUGCUGGCGUUUUCGCUGGUCGAGAACGAUAGAACUGACGAAGCGGAAGUUGCUGCAAGGAGAGCUCUGUCCAUCGAGAAGCACGACGUUUGGGCCCAGCAUGCGUUGUGCCACGUCUUUCAGGAGCGCCAGCAAUACAAGGACGCCAUUAUGUUCAUGGAGAGCAACUCGGAAUCUUGGGAGAGAUGCGGCUCAUUCCUGUAUAGUCAUAACUGGUGGCAUUUAGCGCUUUGUCAUCUAGAGGGUGAUGAUAAUGGGAAUGCAGCUGGGAACGCGCUACGGAUAUUUGACACACGUAUAUGGGGAGACCGCGAAAGAGCUGAAAAGGAUACAUUUGCGGUGGGCCUGAACGCGUUGGGACUUUUGCUGUCUCUUCAAGUGAAAGGAUUUGGAGAGUACGUCGGCGAACGAGUGAGUCACAUCGCGAAGCUCUUUGUGGACGAGUCAACAUGGCACAAGGAGUGGCUACUUGAUCUCCUGGUCCUUUGGUCACUGGCUCGAAGCUCUUUCAUUGCAGAGGCCAGACAGUUACUGUCAUCUCUGCAUAAACGAGCACAUAUGAUCGGUUCUACAGAGGAGAUUCACCAAAUGAUAGUCUCGCUUGCUUCAGCACUGUACGAGUAUGGCUCCGGCAACGAAAGUGCGGUCUCUUCACUCUUGGGAUCAAAAUUUAGUGCUCGGGAGCUCAAGGUGAUUGGAGCUUCGAAUGAGCAGAUGAGAGUGUUUGGGCACCUGUGGGCAACAGCAAGCGGUCUCAUAUCUGUUGGGAUCAGGUAGUAUGGAAAACUUUGUUAUAUACAGGCUUGUUGUGUAAUAAUAGAUUGCUCAACUCGAGCAUACACAAA
Molecule: messenger RNA, 1354 nt
Organism: Selaginella moellendorffii
Lineage: Eukaryota; Viridiplantae; Streptophyta; Lycopodiopsida; Selaginellales; Selaginellaceae
Product: tetratricopeptide repeat protein 38
Exons: 12
Coding region: 27-1286 (419 amino acids)
Molecular function (GO): protein binding
Source: RefSeq, a predicted model, not a curated record